Messenger RNA from Quercus lobata, 1802 nucleotides. Its product is annotated as IAA-amino acid hydrolase ILR1-like 4. The transcript has 5 exons. Gene Ontology annotation, molecular function: IAA-Ala conjugate hydrolase activity. Bases 224 to 1561 code for a protein of 445 amino acids. Gene Ontology annotation, biological process: auxin metabolic process. Gene Ontology annotation, cellular component: endoplasmic reticulum. Lineage: Eukaryota; Viridiplantae; Streptophyta; Magnoliopsida; Fagales; Fagaceae. The record is from RefSeq and is a predicted model, not a curated record.
AUCAGUUUCCUCAGAUUUUUUAACAUUUCCGCUUGUUUGUGCUCUUGUAGUUUUGCGGUUUGUAGUUUGUACUUACCCACAAACCAGUCUCUCCUCUCAAAAAACUACCACUCCUCCUCAACACUUCUUAUAGCUUCACUCCCACCAAACCCAUUUUCCAAUCUUUCUCAUUCUCUAUUCCUUUUUAAAUCUCAAAUUCUAAAUCUUUUUCAUUGCAGAGCUAAUGGGUUUCUCCCAAUGGCUCUCUUUGACUUUCAUUUUCCAUGCGUUCCUGUCUCUACCAAUUUCUUCAGAGCCCUCUCUUAGCCCUGAAGUGUUGCCUCAAAUUCCAGCCAACUUCCUUGAAUUGGCUAGAAGGCCAGAGGUUUUUGAUUGGAUGGUUGGUAUUAGGAGGAAGAUACAUGAGAACCCAGAACUUGGGUUUCAGGAAUUUGAGACCAGUAAGAUUAUUAGAGCCGAGCUUGACCAGAUGGGCAUCCCUUACAAAUACCCAGUUGCUGAAACUGGUGUUGUUGGAUACAUCGGGACUGGUUCACCUCCUUUUGUUGCAAUCCGAGCGGAUAUGGAUGCUCUUGCUAUGCAGGAGAGUGUAGAGUGGGAGCACAAGAGUAAAGUACCUGGGAAGAUGCACGCAUGUGGCCAUGAUGCCCAUGUUACCAUGCUUCUUGGUGCUGCAAAGAUUCUUCAAGAUCAUCGCCAUGAGAUACAGGGAACGGUUGUACUUGUUUUCCAACCAGGCGAGGAAGGACAUGGGGGAGCAAAGAAAAUGUUAGAUGAUGGAGUACUAGAGAAUGUUGAUGCCAUCUUUGGGAUACAUGUUUCUGCUUCUCACCCUAUUGGUGCAGUGGCGUCCAGGCCUGGCCCUCUUUUGGCUGGGAGUGGUUUCUUUGAGGCGGUAAUAAGUGGAAAGGGAGGGCAUGCAGCCAUUCCCCAGCACACAAUAGACCCAAUCUUAGCAGCUUCCAAUGUAAUUGUUAGUUUGCAACAUCUUGUUUCACGUGAAGCUGAUCCCUUGGAUUCACAGGUAGUUACAGUUGCAAAAUUCCAAGGAGGUGGUGCAUUCAAUGUUAUUCCAGAUUCUGUCACAAUUGGUGGCACAUUCAGGGCAUUUUCAAAGGAAAGCUUUAUCCAUCUUAAACAAAGAAUUGAAGAGGUUAUCACGAAACAAGCCAGUGUACAGAGGUGCAAUGCAACUGUCAACUUCAAUGAAAAUGAUCAGCUCUUUUUCCCAGUGACUGUAAACAACAAAGAUCUGCAUGUACACUUCCUAAAAGUUGCAGGUGACAUACUGGGCACCCAGAACGUAUUAGAAAUGCAACCGCUGAUGGGAUCAGAAGACUUCUCAUUCUUUGCAGAGGUGAUUCCAGGAUACUUCUUCUUUCUAGGGAUGAAGAAUGAGACUCAAGGAAGGUUUGGAUCGGAGCAUUCACCCUACUUCAGGGUCAAUGAAGAUGCGCUUCCAUACGGAGCAGCAUUACAUGCAUCAUUAGCCACAACGUACAUCCUGGAGAAACAAUCCAAACCUAAUCCGCCAAAGGGAAGCUCUCAUGAUGAACUGUGAGUGCUUUUACUGAUAUAAAGCACUGCCGAGAUUUUGAAUUGCUUUGUAUAUUGGAUACUAGAAAAUGCACACCUGUAAAUUGAAUUUGUCAUCAAUCAUUUAAGACAACCUAUCUCAAGUUGAAUUCCAGAAUGUGCUUUUUUCCCCCCCAAGAUAAGUUUAGACCUUCGAAUUGAUGUCAAAUCUGGCAGGUCCAAAAUUUUGGAAUUUGGCUAAUAUAUUGAUAACUUUUCUGUUCGUA